UUAGUGCCGUCAUAUGUGCUGUUGUUGAAAGACGUUACGAAAUCUUGAAAAUUUCAUUUCAUUUUUUUUCCCAUAAUUUUCCAAUUAUUCCAUUAAUCAGUAUAAACACGUUUUUGUUAAGUGUAUGUUGGUAAUUUUCAUAAGAAACAUGAUUCCCAGAUAUACUAUGCUCUUCAAAAAAAGGCCUCGACUUUAGAUAUCAAUAUACAUGUAUCUGCAUAAUUGCAGAAACAUCCGCUGUUUAUUUUUAACUAUACCUUACAGUAUUAAUUAAAACACAAUAAUGAUAUAUAGAAAAGGAGUAUUUGUUUGUUUGUUUGUUUGGUUUUUCUACUUUUGAUGACAAUAUCAAAAGUCAGGUUUGAUGAGAAAUAUUCACUACAAGAACAGUAUUGGCAGCAAUGAUAAUUUUAACUAGGGAGAAAGAAAUAGAAAUUAGCAUUGUGAUUUAUAUAAUUUGACAUCUUUUUUAUAUUUAAUAGUAAACUUAAUAUUGAAUUACGAUUAACGAUUACUUUUUAUUACAAAACUUUUCAUAAUAAUUCUGAAUUCUAUGCACUCAACCUCUCUAACACAACAUUCUUUUCCUACCCCGGGCAUCUUCCAAAUUACAGUGUAACCGAAUUAAACAUGCUGUGUUUUUUGUGCAUGUGUGUGUUAGUGCGUGUGUGUGGUGAAUUUAUAUUUCCGUGUUAGCAUACGGUACUUCCCAUUUGAUUUAGGAGCGAAUUCGAUCGACAAUUAACAAAUCAAUUUUGCUCCUGAUACGCUCAUUACAAUACUAUAUCCUUAUGUACCGUACUAAGUAUUUUCCUGUAUAAAAUGAUUCCAAUAGGCAAUAAUCUUAGGUUUUUUUAAAAUGCUCAAAAUUCAGUUUUGAAUUUCAAGGAAAAAACAUCAAUCAAAGGAAAAACCUUUAAUUUUAGCACAUGCAAUAACCGUUUGAGAAAAGGGAAACCUUCCUUAAGGAAGGAACGAAAUAAAAUAAAAAAGAGAGGUGAAAAGUUUUUUCUACGUUUACAAAGGCAGUGGUUUAAAGACGUAACUAGAUGCCGAAGAUCAACAAAGAGAGCAAAUACUUCAUGAAAUGAUACAAGAUUAAGACAAUUCAAGUAUUGAGUGACAAAUGGCACAUUGCAUUCAGUAUUUUAUUAUCUUUUUCUGCUUUGAGGAGUUCGCGCGAGGAAGAUCUUGUUGCAAUGAACAGAAAUGUGUUUGUGCUCAAUUAGAACACUUUAAAGAACUUUAUCACAUGGACUGUUCCAAUAGAGGAUUGACUGAGAUACCAAUUCCUUCCAAAGACACCGAAGUUUAUAGCAUUGAUUUAUCACGAAACAAGUUACGAAACGUUACAAUAACUAAUCAUUUUUCUAGAACUUUGAAACAAUUAAAUUUAUCUCACAAUGAACUAAGCAUCCUUUCGAAUAACAGUUUUAACUGGAUUCCAUACCUUGAAGUUUUAGAUUUGUCCUAUAAUAUUCUCAGAUUGUCCAACACAAGUCUUCCCAAUCUGGUAUUCCAAUACCUGAGUAACCUAAAGGUCCUGAACUUGUCUCACAAUGACGUCAUCGGUACAGACCAUUACAAUGCAGAAAUAUUUCGUCAUACUGAAUCUUUGGAGACGCUAGUCAUUGACGGCUUGCGAAAUGGCAACUUCGACUUUAAAACAAAAAAUAAAAGGUGCGCUCCAUCAUAUGUAACAAACCAUGACACAAUAGAAUUAACCAAACUUACAACACUGAUAGUGUCCGGACGAAGAAAUCGCUCCAAGUGCUUAGUUACGGAUCUGUCAGCAGGCUUUUUCGACAGUGUAUCUAAUAUCACGUAUUUAGACAUGUCUGGUUGCGCAAUCCAAUCAAUCGGCAGAGAAAGCUUGUCGCCUUUAUCACAUUUAACAUACUUGGACGUGUCCUAUAAUGAACAACUUUCUUUUCAUUCCAUUCGAAAUAUUUCAACCCUCAAAGGUCUAAAGACACUAAAACUGGACAAAAUCCAUUGCACAUUUGGCAGGGGUAUAUACAUAACAGAAGAUAUGGUACAUGCUCUCCGAGAUACUUCCAUAGAAAAUAUUUCCCUUAAAAGCAAUAGAAUAGAGAUGGCUGCACGCAGUGUGUAUUACUAUUUACCUCCAAAUUUGACAAAUGCAGAUAUCUCCGACAAUAGAUUGACUUUUGGAGCAUAUGUUCUUACGGCUUAUGCUUUGAGGAAUCUUAAGUUUGCUAAUCUAAGCGGUCAAUCAUCAUCCCAUUUUACCGGUAAAACUGAUGAUUUUAUGAUCUGUAAACACGCGACGGUGUGCUCUUCAUUAAGUACGCAGCAUACUCACCCGGUCCUUAAUCGGGAAAUUUCAUUGUUUCGUUCGAAAGAAGGCGUAAAACUCUACCUACCUCCCCAUCUAGAAACAAUAGACAUUUCUAGUUCAUCACUGAGUUCGAAUAUUCAUGUACUCUAUAUUGACCCGAAUAACAAUUUGAAAACAAUAAAUUUUAGCCAUAACUUUUUUCAACAUCUCGGGGGACCAGUCUAUGGACUACAAAAAAUUGAAACAUGCGAUUUUUCAAAUAACUUUAUUUCUUAUCUAUCGCCAGAUUUCUUUAUAUAUUGUACCACGUUAAAAUAUAUUAAUUUCAAAGGUAACUUGUUAGGGAAUUCGAUGAGCAAAUCAAACGCGACUUAUUUUGUACAUCUCAGAAAUUUGACAUUUUUGGACCUUUCAUCAAAUGUUAUUCGCUUUGUUUCCCCUGACAUUUUUGAAGGUUUGGAAUCUCUGAAAACACUGAAUCUUAGUUUCAAUUUACUUAGAAAUUUUUCAUUUAGAACGCACCAGAUGCCUUUUUUAAGAACACUAGAUCUUUCGUUUAAUGAACUUGUGCCAUUUUCCGAUUUUACAAUUAAGUUCCUAGAAUCAAGACAACGUUUGCAGUCACUGAAAAUAAUACUGACAGGAAAUGUGAUUCCAUGUACUUGCGACUCCCUUGAUUUUUUUAAGUGGAUGCUUAGUCACGAAAAAACUGUCGAAGUAGAUUAUUCAUAUAUUUGUCAAAAUAUGCAUUCUGUAGAAAACAGCAACGACUUGGAAUUGAUCAGAAAGAUUCUUAUGAAAAAAUGUGACGAUUACGAUGAAAUUAUUGGGGUUGUGUCUGCACUUUUUGUUGUGUUCUUUGCGUUUAUUGUUAGCGGAAUUAUUCAUCGCUACCGGUGGAAGCUUCGAUAUAUCUAUUACAUGUCAAUAUGGAGCACUACCACGUCACACAAAUCAUAUGGUAAAGUAUACGACUAUGACGCUUUUGUUUCUUAUGCCGACGAGGAGAAUGAUUUUGUCAUACAGGAAAUGACGCCAGAGCUAGAGGAAGUGUCAGACUUGAGACUGUGUCUCCACGAGCGAGAUUUUACACCAGGUAUAUCAAUCGGCGAGAACAUAACCAAGGCAAUAUGUAACAGCAGAAAGGUUUUGUGUGUCGUAACAGAGAACUUUUUGUGCUCUCAGUGGUGUAUGUAUGAACUAGAGAUGGCCCUCACAGACAACAGGUACUCCAGAGACGAUCAAUCGGUUUUCCUUAUCAUGUAUGGAGGAUUGCCGACUGAUAGCUGUAAAAUUCGUUCAUCGAUUCGACUUAUGUCUUUAGUAAAGGAACACGCCUAUCUAGAAUAUCCUAAUGAUGAGAGUAACAGAGCUGAAUUCUGGAAUUCACUAAGACUAAUAGCUGGGAAAAAACCUUAAUGAUGAUAUUAAAAACUGGUUUUUAUUAAAAAUUAAUUACUAUUUAGAAUAUCAGACUUAAUUCG
This is a messenger RNA of Magallana angulata, 3786 nucleotides long. Its product is annotated as toll-like receptor 4. Gene Ontology annotation, cellular component: membrane. Lineage: Eukaryota; Metazoa; Mollusca; Bivalvia; Ostreida; Ostreidae. Gene Ontology annotation, molecular function: protein binding; transmembrane signaling receptor activity. The transcript is spliced from 2 exons. The coding region runs from base 1127 to 3721 and encodes 864 amino acids. The record is from RefSeq and is a predicted model, not a curated record. Gene Ontology annotation, biological process: toll-like receptor signaling pathway; immune response; inflammatory response.